This is a messenger RNA of Myodes glareolus (Bank vole), 1494 nucleotides long. RefSeq names its product ankyrin repeat and SOCS box containing 1 (gene Asb1). Gene Ontology annotation, molecular function: protein binding. The record is from RefSeq and is a predicted model, not a curated record. Gene Ontology annotation, biological process: protein ubiquitination; intracellular signal transduction; positive regulation of protein catabolic process. Gene Ontology annotation, cellular component: ubiquitin ligase complex. NCBI's taxonomy places the organism in Eukaryota, Metazoa, Chordata, Mammalia, Rodentia, Cricetidae.
GCAGACGCCAACCCACAGUUUGUCUUCCUUCCAGCACAGAUCUCAAAUCCGUUAGCUAGGCCGGAAGUGGAGACCCAAGCGCCCCGCUGGCGGAGCCGGAAGUGCGCUAGCGAGGCACUUACUGGCCGGAAGUCGAGCCCCGGACACGCCCACCUGCCGGUGGCGUCGGAUGUGUACCUCAGACCGGUUUGCUCUUUGACGGCGUCGCCGAGGAGGCGGACGGACCACCGUGGGGUCAAGGCGGAGGCCGAGGGCCGAGUCGGCAUGGCAGAGGGCGGGAGCCCCGAAGGGCGGGCCGGCCCGAGGGCCGCAGGUCCUAAUCUGAAGGAGUGGCUGAGAGAGCAGUUCUGUGACCAUCCACUAGAGCACUGUGAAGAUACAAGGCUCCAUGAUGCAGCCUAUGUAGGGGACCUCCAGACCCUCAGGAAUCUACUGCAAGAGGAGAGCUACCGGAGCCGCAUCAAUGAAAAGUCUGUCUGGUGCUGUGGCUGGCUCCCCUGUACACCGUUGAGAAUUGCAGCCACUGCAGGCCAUGGGAACUGUGUGGACUUCCUCAUACGCAAAGGAGCCGAGGUGGACCUAGUGGAUGUCAAGGGGCAGACUGCCCUGUAUGUGGCUGUAGUGAAUGGGCACCUGGAGAGCACUGAGAUCCUUUUAGAAGCUGGUGCUGACCCCAACGGCAGCCGGCACCACCGCAGCACUCCUGUCUACCAUGCCUCUCGCGUGGGUAGGGAUGACAUCCUGAAGGCUCUUAUCAGGUAUGGGGCGGAUGUUGAUGUCAACCCUCACCUGACUCCUGACACUCAGACCCUUUUCACAAGGCGGCUUACCUCCUUGGUGGUCUGUCCUCUAUACAUCAGUGCUGCCUACCAUAACCUUCAGUGUUUCAGGCUCCUUCUGAAGGCUGGGGCAAAUCCUGACUUCAAUUGCAAUGGCCCUGUCAACACACAGAAAUUCUACAGGGGCUCCCCUGGGUGUGUUAUGGAUGCUGUCCUGCGCCAUGGUUGUGAGGCUGCCUUCGUGAGCCUGCUGGUAGACUUUGGAGCCAACCUGAACCUGGUGAAGUGGGAAUCACUGGGCCCAGAGGCAACAGGCAGAAGGAAGAUGGACCCUGAGGCCUUGCAGGUCUUUAAAGAGGCCAGAAGUAUUCCCAGAACCUUGCUGAGUUUGUGCCGUGUGGCUGUGAGAAGAGCUCUUGGCAAAUAUCGACUGCAUCUGGUUCCUUCGCUGCCGCUGCCAGACCCUAUAAAGAAAUUUCUGCUUUAUGAGUAGAGUUCAGAUGCAGCGCUGACUGCAGUGAGGAAGCCGACCAUCUGCAGUGAAAGUUGACGAAGCCUCUUACAUCCUGUGAACCAUGUCUUGCGCUGCCAACUUGUUCCCUGACUGUCAGUGAAGAAGAAAUAGCCAUGUUCUCUUGAAUUGUGAUUCCGUCUCAGGUGCUUGAGUCAUUGUCAACUGAGAGGGGCAUACAAACUUAAUUUUGUUCUUCUUCAA